Acanthosepion pharaonis is the source of this 741-nucleotide messenger RNA. Lineage: Eukaryota; Metazoa; Mollusca; Cephalopoda; Sepiida; Sepiidae. The record is from the annotation of a GenBank genome assembly.
AUGUCGCUUGUUUGUUUCACAAUUCCCAGCAUUUGGUCUUCUGAUCUGCACCUCUCUCUUUUACGUCUCACCUUCGCAAGUCUCUCCUCUUCGACACAUGUUUGUAUUUCACUUUCCAUCUUACAACAGCAUGUCUCUCUUUUCUUUUCGAAAUUUAAACCUCUGAUCACCCAUUCUCUCUUUUACGUCUCACCUUCACAAGUCUCUCAGCGUCGACACAUUUUUGUAUUUCACUUUCUGUCUUACAACAGCAUGUCUCUCUUUUCUUUUCAAAGUUCAAGCUCCCCCCUCUUUCUUUUACGUCUCUCUUUCGCAAGUCUCUCUUCGUCGGCUCCUUUUCUCAAUUCUCUUUCAAUAUUACAGACGCAUCAAAUCUCUUCCCGACGUCUCCUUAUUGCAAAGAUCUCUCUUUUUCACACCAAAGCCAUAUCUCUCUUUUGUCUGUUACAAGUUCCUUUACGUUUUCUCUUUUUAUUUCUUUUUUUUUCUUCGAUUUUACAUUAUUAUUUUCUCUAUCUCUCCUCACUCACUUUCACUCUUUCUCUCUUUCUCUCUCUCUCUCUCUCUCUCUCUCUCUGCGUUUUUCUUUUUUUUCUGGCUUUCGCUUCUUUUUUGUUUCCUUUCUUUUCGUCUCUAUUUUCUUCUUUCUUAAUUCUGUUAUUCUCAUUUCUCGCUAUUUUCAAGGAUUUCCCAUCAUUCUUUGCUUCUUUGUUUUCCCGCGUCAUCUUAAAUCCCGCCUAA